GAAUGUGUUUUUAUGCCGGUUGAGGGUUGAGGCUCCAAAGUCCCACACACCCAAUAAUUUACUCUUACAAAUUCACAUCUUGAAUUAAUAAAUACAACCGUCUAUUCUAAGCUCUACCCAAUCUCUUUCGACUUUCAUUUCCAAGCUCUAACCCUGUGUUCAAUGGAAAUACAAGCCCCUCAUCCCAUCACCAAAUAUCCAGACCCUGAGAAACAUGAUGCCACCAGCGGCGGAAACCACGACGUCGAAGACGACGAGAUCUCCCCUAUCGAACAAGUCCGGCUAACCGUAACCAACACCGAUGACCCGACGUUGCCUGUAUGGACCUUCCGAAUGUGGUUCUUAGGCUUGUUCUCAUGCGCCCUUCUCUCUUUUCUCAACCAAUUCUUCUCUUACAGAACAGAGCCUCUCAUUAUAACCCAAAUCACAGUCCAAGUUUCCACACUUCCCAUUGGCCAUUUCAUGGCUUCUGUCUUACCCAAAACCCAGUUCGGUAUCCCGGGUUUCGGGUCGAAAAGAUUUUCUUUGAACCCUGGUCCAUUCAACAUGAAAGAGCAUGUUCUCAUUUGCAUCUUUGCCAAUGCCGGAAGUGCUUUCGGUAACGGGUCGGCUUAUGCGAUUGGUAUAGUUAACAUUAUCAAAGCGUUUUAUGGUCGGAACAUAUCGUUCUUAGCCGGUUGGCUUCUCAUUAUCACCACUCAGGUACUAGGCUAUGGCUGGGCUGGGCUGCUGAGGAAGUAUGUGGUGGAGCCAGCUCACAUGUGGUGGCCUAGCACUUUGGUGCAGGUCUCUCUUUUCCGGGCUUUGCAUGAGAAAGAUGAUAAAAAUGAUCGACGGAUGACAAGGGCAAAGUUCUUCCUCAUUAUACUAAUUUGCAGCUUCGUAUGGUACCUGGUCCCGGGUUACCUCUUCACAACCCUUACCAGCAUCUCAUGGAUCUGCUGGAUUUUCUCCAAGUCAGUUACUGCACAGCAAAUCGGUUCAGGUCUGAGGGGACUUGGACUAGGAGCCUUCACGCUUGAUUGGUCUGCUGUGGCAUCUUUCUUGUUCAGUCCACUCAUCAGUCCUUUCUUUGCCAUUGCUAAUGUUUUUGUGGGCUAUGUACUGAUAAUUUACAUAGCAAUCCCUGUAGCUUAUUGGGGCCUAGAUUUGUACAAUGCUAGUAGAUUUCCCAUAUUCUCUUCUCACUUGUUUACAGCCCAAGGACAAAAGUACAACAUAACAGCUAUCGUUAAUGACAAGUUUGAGAUUGAUUUAGCCAAGUAUGAAGAGCAGGGUCGAAUUAAUCUAAGCAUGUUCUUCGCUCUCACUUAUGGGUUCGGUUUUGCCACUAUUGCAUCGACAAUGACUCAUGUGGCCCUCUUCUAUGGAAGAGAGAUAUAUGACCGGUAUCGUGCUUCUCACACGGGAAAGGAGGAUAUUCAUACAAGGUUGAUGAGAAAAUACAAGGACAUACCUUCCUGGUGGUUUUACGCUUUGCUUGCUGCAACUUUUGUAGUAUCACUGGUGCUCUGCAUCUUCUUGAAUGACCAGGUGCAGAUGCCAUGGUGGGGACUCCUCUUUGCUGGUGCAAUGGCCUUUAUCUUCACCCUUCCAAUUAGUAUCAUAACUGCUACAACAAACCAGACACCUGGUUUGAACAUUAUCACAGAGUAUGUCAUGGGUCUCAUAUAUCCUGGAAGGCCUAUAGCGAAUGUCUGCUUCAAAACCUAUGGUUAUAUGAGCAUGGCUCAAGCAGUCUCCUUCCUCAAUGAUUUCAAGCUAGGACACUAUAUGAAGAUACCUCCAAGAUCCAUGUUCUUAGUUCAGUUCAUAGGAACAAUUCUUGCUGGAACCAUCAACAUAGCAGUGGCAUGGUGGUUGCUGAACUCUAUCGAGAACAUAUGCCAGGAUGAUCUCCUCCCUGCCGAUAGUCCCUGGACAUGUCCUGGUGAUCGAGUCUUCUUUGAUGCAUCAGUUAUAUGGGGUUUGGUUGGCCCGAAGCGGAUCUUUGGAUCUCUAGGAAACUAUCCAGCUAUGAAUUGGUUCUUUUUAGGAGGAGCAUUAGGACCCGUCAUUGUUUGGCUCUUGCACAAGACAUUUCCCAAGCAAUCUUGGAUUCCCCUAAUUAACCUUCCGGUUCUUCUAGGAGCAACAGGAAUGAUGCCACCAGCAACACCAUUAAACUACAAUGCCUGGAUUUUAGUUGGAACCAUUUUCAACUUCUUCGUAUUCCGUUACAGGAAGAAGUGGUGGCAAAGGUACAAUUACAUUCUCUCGGCAGCUCUGGAUGCUGGGGUAGCUUUCAUGGCAAUACUAUUGUACUUUUCAGUGGGAAUGGAAAAUAGAAGUGUGACGUGGUGGGGCACGGAAGGUGAACAUUGUAAGUUAGCAACUUGUCCAACAGCCAAGGGAAUAAUGGUUGAUGGUUGUCCAGUUAAGUAAUGAAUGCACUCCUCUGAUAAAAUCAUUCAAGAGUUGCACACCAUAGAAUUAGCAAGGAAUAUGAAAUUAGUAUAGUUAAAACCUUAAGGUGUCUACACAAUUUCCAAUGUUACAUGUAAGAUCGUUGUUCCAAAAUAACUUUCCUUAAGAUUCAUUCUUAGGAUUUAUUCCUUAGCCGAAUACAAACUUUAUGUCCAAAGAAAAAUCAUAGUCGGCACCAGAUGAUGUUUCAAUUUGGGAAUUGUUCAUGAAAUACAAAAGAAGUUUGAUGAACUUUCAAA
Messenger RNA from Gossypium raimondii (Peruvian cotton), 2705 nucleotides. Its product is annotated as oligopeptide transporter 4. The coding region runs from base 163 to 2424 and encodes 753 amino acids. The record is from RefSeq and is a predicted model, not a curated record. Gene Ontology annotation, biological process: transmembrane transport. Gene Ontology annotation, molecular function: oligopeptide transmembrane transporter activity. The transcript is spliced from 6 exons. Lineage: Eukaryota; Viridiplantae; Streptophyta; Magnoliopsida; Malvales; Malvaceae.